UCGAAGGAGGGGCGUGGGCGAACCGCAAAGACUUUUUUGCCUGUCCACCUGGGUGUAAUUGCUCCCUCAUAAGCAAAGGCACCUUUCGUCUUGCCCCUCUCUCGUAUCUAUCUUUCCUCUCUGUCCUCACAAUACGAAAGCCGAAGAUACCUGCAAGCCUAACUACCAUUUGCCCUUGUAUCCGUCUUUGCUCUAUCCCUUCUACCACCUCGUAUCAUAUUGUAUCGUUGUACCUUUCCAUAUCCGUGUAAACGCAUCCACCCCCCCCCCCCCCACGAUGAGGCUGAUUAUCCGCGACGAUGCCGAGGCCGCCAGCGCCUACGUAGCCAACUACGUCGUUGACCGCAUCAAGCACUUCAACCCUACCCCGGCGCAUCCCUUCGUGCUUGGCUUGCCCACGGGAAGCAGCCCUCUCGGUGUAUACAAGAUCCUUGUUCAGAAGUACAAGGCUGGAGAGAUCUCCUUUGAAAAUGUCAUCACCUUCAACAUGGACGAAUACGUCGGCAUCCCCCGCGACCACCCAGAAUCAUACCACUCCUUCAUGUGGAAGCACCUCUUCUCCCACGUAAACAUCCACCCCCAAAACGUAAACAUCCUCAACGGCCAAAACCCGAACCUCGAAGCAGAGUGCGUCGCCUACGAGUCCAAGAUCAAGGCCGUCGGCGGCAUCGACCUCUUCCUCGCGGGCAUCGGCGAGGAUGGGCACAUCGCCUUCAAUGAACCGGGAUCCUCCCUCGCCUCCCGCACCCGCGUCAAGACGCUCGCCUACGACACCAUCCUCGCCAACUCGCGCUUCUUUGGUAACGACGUCGACCAGGUCCCGCGCCUCGCGCUCACCGUCGGCGUCCAGACCGUGCUUGAGGCGCGCGAGGUCGUGGCGAUUAUCUUGGGUGCGAAGAAGGCUCUUGCGCUGCAGAGGUGUAUCGAGCAGGGCGUGAACCACAUGUGGACGCUGUCGAGCUUGCAACUACACCCUCACCCCAUGAUUGUCGUCGACGAGGAUGCGACGCUUGAGCUGCAAGUCAAGACGGUCAAGUACUUCAAAUCCAUCGAAAAAGUAGCCCGCGAACAAGGCUUCGAACAAAUCCUCCCCUCCAAAAUCCGCACCGGCCCAUCCCCUCCCCCGAUCCCAAUCACCCGCAUCGACGAGGUCGACACACCCACCAUCCUCCACCCGCAGCCCACAACCUCGCGCCUGCUCCGCGCCUCCCCGGCGACGGAGUACCCCGUCCGCUCGCGCUCCACCUCUCCGGACAUCGAGCUCGUCUUCGAGAGCAUGGCCUCCCGCACAAAGACCCCCUCGGAGCAGCAGCUGCGCGCCGUGACGCCCGACCUCGUCACGGACAGGAUGGCGGAGCGGAUCCCGGGGGUUCCUGCUGCGGUUACGGGGCGGUUGACGCCGAACCCGGAGAAGCAGCAGACGUCAACGUCGAUUAGUAGGUCUGCUACGCCGGAACUGGUUCCUGAUCGUAUGGCGUCGAGGAUCCCUGAGCCUGCGCUCGCGAGGCGGUUGACGCCGAAUCCGGAGCAGCAGAUGAUGUCGCGGGUCAACGCCGUCGGUGCUUGAGAAAGACGAAGACCAGCUUUUCUUCUUUCUUUCUUCGUUUAUUCUUUCUUUUCUUUUCCAUUCAAUCCGAGAUUGUUGUAAGCAUAUUGACCUUUUUUUUUACACUCGUUAGAUGCCAGGUGUUCAUUGAAAGACGCAUCG
This is a messenger RNA of Colletotrichum acutatum, 1708 nucleotides long. RefSeq names its product glucosamine-6-phosphate isomerase. Lineage: Eukaryota; Fungi; Ascomycota; Sordariomycetes; Glomerellales; Glomerellaceae. Gene Ontology annotation, molecular function: identical protein binding; glucosamine-6-phosphate deaminase activity. Gene Ontology annotation, biological process: carbohydrate metabolic process; N-acetylneuraminate catabolic process; D-glucosamine catabolic process. Bases 278 to 1567 code for a protein of 429 amino acids. The transcript is spliced from 4 exons. The record is from RefSeq and is a predicted model, not a curated record. Gene Ontology annotation, cellular component: cytoplasm.